Messenger RNA from Stylophora pistillata, 291 nucleotides. RefSeq names its product protein SSUH2 homolog. Lineage: Eukaryota; Metazoa; Cnidaria; Anthozoa; Scleractinia; Pocilloporidae. The record is from RefSeq and is a predicted model, not a curated record.
AUGUCGGACGAAGAGUCUAUUGGUCAGCCACUAGACAGAACUGUUAAUGGACCUGCCCCACCUCCAUGGAGCAUUCCUGCCCAGUUCCGUCAGUUGUUUAAUGACUUUACAACCAAUAUUCAAGUUCCUCACACCACAACCAUCCAGCCGUGUUAUGAUUGCAUGGCUGGGGGUACAAGCGCUGUUACAAGUGUUGUGGAUCUGGAAGGGUGUAAUGGUUCUGCUCUCGUGGAAGGAAUGCAGAAGUAUGAGCAGUCUAUUAACUGCAUGGGCAGAGGUUGGAAAACGUGA